AUGCCAGCAUUAAUUUUGGAUCAAAAGGACAAAAUGAAUUCAAUGUUUUUAUCUAGUAAUGGGCUGGUUGAAGAUCCACUGGCUAUUGAGAAAGAAAGGGCCGUGAUAAACCCUUGGACUUCAGAAGAGAGAAAUAUUUUCUUGAAGAAAUUUGCUGCCUUUGGAAAAGAUUUUCGGAAAAUAGCUACCUUCCUUGACCACAAGACAAUGGCAGACUGUGUUGAGUUCUAUUACAAAAAUCACAAGUCUGAUUCUUCAGUGAUGGCAGAUGACAUUGCAAGAAAUCGGAGAAUGCGCUCUGGGCGUGCUCUUUGGAGGGGAUAUAACAUGACUGCCAGGGUGAAAGGUUUUGGAGUUCUUCAAGAUGAAAGAGAGACUGUUGCAGCUGAUGUGUUAACGAGUAUAUGUGGUUCUGUUUUAUCCGAGGCAACAAGUUCCUGCAUAACUAGUUCAGUCAAUCCUGUGAAAGGCAAAAGGGCCAGGAAGUGCGUGAAAGCAAAGCCUCUACGCAAACCAUCACCACCUCCAACAAUGCCACAAUCUUUCCGUUCCGGUUGGAAUUUCACACCAAGCUCACUCCUCGAACCAAUCUUCGACAGUCCAGAAUUCUAG
This is a messenger RNA of Lathyrus oleraceus (garden pea), 612 nucleotides long. RefSeq lists its product as uncharacterized. The transcript is spliced from 2 exons. The record is from RefSeq and is a predicted model, not a curated record. Bases 1 to 612 code for a protein of 203 amino acids. NCBI's taxonomy places the organism in Eukaryota, Viridiplantae, Streptophyta, Magnoliopsida, Fabales, Fabaceae.